Drosophila busckii is the source of this 3973-nucleotide messenger RNA. RefSeq names its product mucin-5AC. The coding region runs from base 276 to 3680 and encodes 1134 amino acids. The transcript has 3 exons. The record is from RefSeq and is a predicted model, not a curated record. NCBI's taxonomy places the organism in Eukaryota, Metazoa, Arthropoda, Insecta, Diptera, Drosophilidae.
UUGAAAAUGGUUUAGUCGCUGCGCGUGCGCUAAGCUCCAUUCACCGUUAUAGCUGCCAUAUAUAUUAGCUGCAUUCGCAUUCGUUAUCAAGUUAUAGUUGUUUUUUUUCUGCUGCGCGUGUGUGCUUUGACUUUUUUUUUUUUUUCUUGUGCAUAGCUGUGAAAAGUAAACAAGGAAUAAAAGUGUGUGCAGUCUACAUAACGAAAACUACUGCUAAAAUUGCAGCGAAACACAAGAAGAAGAAGAAGCAUACGUAGAAGAAGAAGAAGCAGAAAAUGACUUGCUGCAAGCGUCUGCCAGGAUCGCUGCUGGCGUUGCUAUGCUCGCUGCUGCUGGUGGCAGCGCUGCCGAACAUACAAGGGCAGGCCAAGCUCACAGCAGUGGGAGGAGGAGCAAACUAUGUGCAGCAGCUGGACAAGAGUUUCUUUCAGCCGCCAGAGAUCGAACAGACCAUCGAUGAGGUGCAGAAAAUACUUGCAAGGGAUCCAGCAUUGCCGCGACUAACGCGCGGCGAGAUCGAGGAGCUCUAUGAGAAGGUGACACGCGAGGAGUACGAGAAGAGCAUUGAGGCGGGCGAUCUGAGCCGGGCGGACAGCAUGCGAGCGCUGAUGCUGGUGCUGCCCUUCAAUACGGACAACAAUACGGAGGAGAAUCUGCAGGAGCUGUACACGCGGCCGCCUGUCACACGCGUCAUUGAUGCGUAUACGCCACCAAAUCCCAUCAAAUUUCUGACAGCCGAUCCCAGUGCGCCGCCGCGAAGCACAGUGCCUGGUGGUAAUCCCGCUGUAGCGGCGACCACAUACAAGCCAAGCUACAAUGCUGCAGUGCGUCAGCAGCUGCAGCCAACAGCAACGACGUAUCAUCCGCCAGCGCCAGCGCCGGUUAUGUAUCAGCUAGCGCCAGCGCUGGGCAUGCCCAGCAUGCAGUUUCAGCCGCUGCCCCAGGUGCAGGCGCCGACGCAGACGCAGCGCUACAGCUCACACUACAAUGCGAAGCAGGUGGAGUUCAGACGCAAGCCACAGCCAAGCAGCAGCAGCAGCACAGUGAAGCCAGUGGCGGAUAUUUUAGAAAGUUUGGGCAUAGGCGCUGCGCAGUCGGUGGCGUCCAAUCAUAAGCGCUACGCUGGCGAGGAUUACUAUGCAGCUGAGAGUGCGCCGCAGCCGCAGGUGGUGGCCAUGGCGGAUUUGCGUGGCAUGCAGGGCGCGCGCAUUAGACCGGAUGCCUAUGCUAACUUUAAGCCACUAAACAUAGGCGAGGAGCUGCGCGUUAAGCCGGAGGUGGCGGGUUAUCUAACGCGCUUUGGCAUUGUCAAAAAGGCGCCCAAGUCGCUGCAGAAAACGCAGGCAGCGACGCCCACAGUGGAACCAACAGGCGCGCAUACGGAGCUGUCCACAGCAACAGCAAAGCUGCCAGAGCUGGCCAAGCUGCUGCAGAAUUUGCAGGAGCUGGAGCGACUACAAAGCAGCAAGAGCAGCAGCAGCACCACCACCACCACUAGCACUACUAGCACCACAACCACGCCCACGCCGCCUACAACGCUUGCAACGCUUAUAACUCAUGGCGCGCCCAUGCUAAUCGAAGCUAAGAAGCCACGUCGACGCAUCGAUCCGCAUAUUGAUCUGAAUUUUGGCAGCCAGGGCAAUCAGCAGCGCACAGCGAGUGGACAGGAUGAGCUGGCCAAGCUGCUGCAGAAUCUGCAAGAGCUGGAGCGACUGCAGUUUAAGCCGCCAAGCGUUAGCAGCAGCAGCACAACAGCCAAGCCGCUGGAGCAGCUGCUGCUGCAGCAAUUGCAGCAACAGCAACAGCAGCCUAAGCCCAAGCCCAAGCCUAAGCCUGUCAAGCAGCAGUCGCUGCAGCUGGAAACGCCAGAGCUGCUGCAGCUGCAGCGCUUGCUUAGCGAUGAUAGCCAGCUGGAGCGGCUUUAUGAGCAGGCGCGCGCAAGCAAAAGCAGCACAGCUAGACCCAGCACCAGCAGCAGCACCACAACGACAACAACAACAACAACGCCACGCACUAGCAGCAGCAGCGCUGCGCCUACAGUAAAUCCGCUGCAAUUUGCUGCUUUAAUGACGCGCGUGCAGCAGCUGGAGCAGCAGCAGCAGCCGAGCAAGCAGCAGCAGCAACUACAAAACCGCCAGCAGCACUUGGAGCGCAGCAAUCAGCUGCUGCUGCCGGAUGUGCAGCCACACGACUAUGUGCAGCUGCAGAAGCUGCUAAGCAAAGUGCAGGAGCUGGAGCGCGUGCAGCUGCAGUCCAUAGCAACAACAGCAACAACAACAGCAGCGCCCGCGCGUCAGCUAACCAGCGCCGCUUCACAGCGCACGCAUAAUGUGAAAAGCUUGAGCGGCACACAAAUUGUUUAUGCGCAGCAGCCAGCAGAGGAGCUGGAGCUGGAGCAGCUCAAACUGCAGCUGCCUGUGUAUAGACAACCCGCCAGCAGCACCAGCAAGCCGCUGCUUAGCAGCAGCAGCGAGGAGCUGCAGCAGUAUCAGCAAUUCUUUCAAGGCUUGCAGGAUGCAGGCGAGCGACAGCUGCAGCCCAUUUAUAAAAGCAGCAAGCCAACAACUACAGUGAAGCCCAAGCUAAAGCACAGGCAAAGUCUUGCGGAGCUGCAAAAGCUGCUCUACAAUACGGCGCAGCUGCAGCAGCUGGGCGUGGCACUGCCCACAGAGCUAAGUCAGCAGCUGGAAACGCAGCUGCAAAUGAGCAGCACGCCAACAACCAGCAGCAGCACCACAACAACAACAACCACAAGCACAACAACCACCAGCGCACCAGCUACCACAGCUUUGCCCAUUGUUAGCAGCACGCCCAUUCACGAUUCCAGCUCACCCGCUGUGUUCUCGCUCACCACCAGCAAACCCGCCACGCCGCGUUUUACACCCACGCGUGUUAGCACUGCCAGCAGCUUGGAUUUGCCUGUUUACAGCGCCACCAAAAUAAUUGAAGCCGCUAUCAAGCGCGCCGCCAAUCGCAUUGGUGUGCCCACUGAGCAGGCGCCCAGCUUGGGUCAAGGCUUUCGACGUCGCAGCGUGCAGCUGGAGCAGCAGCAGGCAGCAGAUGAGCAGCAGCAGCAGGUGGGCGUGCUCAAUGGCGAUUUAAUGGCGGAAUUCAGUGAGCUUAACUAUCAGCUAGCGCAGCCAGCUGCUACGCCCGCGCCUGCAGCAGAGCUCUCCGGCAAUCUCAGCGAGCUGCAGCGCUUGAUUAGCAAUUUGCAGCAGCUGCAGCAGCUCAAUGUUAGUCUCACCACUGGCGCUAGCACGCCGGAUGCGCUUUACCUGCAGUCGCAGCUGGCGCAGGCAACGCAAAGCAACAAGCCACGUCGUCAAAGCGCCAAUAGCACCAGCAGCAGCACCACCACUACCAGCACCACCUCGACCACCACCACAACGGAGCAGCCUGAGCGUCUUAGCUUAAAUGUUAGCCUUGACGACACACUAGACAGCAGCUCGCCGUCCAGCAGCACCACAGAGGAGUCACGCAAUGGCUCGCUGGAUGAUUUAGCCGACUCCUUUGCACCCGAUCCGGUUGCGCAGGAGCCACCACCAGCUAAGAAAAAGAAUGGCUUCUAUUUUCUAGCCGAUUGGAAUUCCUUUUUGGAAGUUGGCGAUGGUGAUGAUCAGGUCGUAGUGCGUUUAAGUCCCAAGAUUGGUGAUCCACGCGACUUUCUGCCCGUUUAGUUGACACUUGCUGCUUUUUAUAUUGUGUAUAUAGCUACUCGCGCUGCCUACAACUCGCUCUUCGCUCCCUCUUUUAACUCUUUUUUGUAUGCUUGUGUCUGUGUCCUAUCUGUGUAUGUGUGUGCGUAUUUGUAUUUAUUUUUUAGCAGAGGAGCCCGGGUUUUGUAGUCACUUAAGGUUUUUUGGGUGGGAACCUCAGUCUAAGCUCUAAGCGUAGUCACAAUCAUAUAUAUUGCAAUUAUAUAUUUUAAUAUUACUUUACUUUGUACAAAAAACAAAACAAAUUAAACAAA